Messenger RNA from Solanum stenotomum, 1107 nucleotides. RefSeq lists its product as uncharacterized. The coding region runs from base 1 to 1107 and encodes 368 amino acids. Lineage: Eukaryota; Viridiplantae; Streptophyta; Magnoliopsida; Solanales; Solanaceae. The transcript has a single exon. The record is from RefSeq and is a predicted model, not a curated record.
AUGGUUGACAACAACAGCAACAGCGAAAGAGUAGAAACUUCUGAGGGAGGGCAACUUCCAAGUGACCUCGUCCUUAGACUUGAGUGCAAGAUUUUAGAUUUGGAAGAAGAAGUAGCGCAUAUGCGCGAUUUGGCCAAGUUAUCUAUUUCUAUUGGAACCCAAUUUGGCGAAAAUAUAGACAAUCCUCCUCACUCUAACCAAACAACCAUGCUAAGCAAUCCCCCAACCAAUGUACCCCGACCUGAACCCACACAUCCAAACAUCUUCCCACCACUUCAUGCCCAAAAUACCCAAAUCCCAUUUUACCACUACCACCAACAAACUAAGCCAACUAUUCCAGAACCAAUUCCAAAUGCAAAUCCUGCAUAUACUCCCGGAAAUAACAACCUUAACCCCAUCUAUGUGGAAACUGUUCCCUUGAUCCAUAACUACCAUGAAUCAGAGUCCUCCCAAAAGGACAUUCUAAUAAAAACCCUGACCGAGAGAUUAGAUAACUUUGCCAGCAGGGUGCAACAUGUGGAAGGAAGCAAGAGGUUGGGAGGACUGAGCUACGAGGAUUUUUGUGUACAUCCCGACGUAGAACUGCCUGAACGAUACAAACUUCCAAAGUUUGAACUGUUUAAUGGGAUUGGAGAUCCCAAAGCCCACCUGCGAAUAUACUAUGACAAGCUUGUAGGGGUGGGGAGAGAUGAGAGGAUACUCAUGAAGUUGUUUAUGAGGAGUCUAACCGGAGAGGCUCUAUCCUGGUAUAUUGAACAAGACCCUCGAAAAUGGGAUGAGUGGGUAAACAUGGAAACAGACUUCAUGAAAAGGUUUGGAUUUAAUGUAGAAAAUGCACCUGAUUGGUUCUACAUCCAAAACUUGAAGAAAAAGCCCAGUGAAUCUUUCAGGGAUUACGCAAUAAGAUGGAGGUUUGAGGCGGCUAGGGCCAGACCUCCCAUGGAAGAAUCUCAGAUGAAAGACUACUUCAUCCGUGCUCAAGAACCACAAAAUUAUGAUAGGAUGAUGCUUGUAGCUGAGAAAAGUUUCGCUGAAAUUAUCAAAUUAGGCGAAAGAAUCAAAGAAGGCAUAAAAAAUGGGACUAUCAUCAAUCUGGAGGCCCUGUAA